UAGAAACAUGAAAAACUGUUCACUCUAAUAACGCACCAGCCUUUAAACCUUUUCAGGGGGUAUUAAAAGUAAGUGAACACACAAAUUAAAAAAAAUCUAUUGCGGACAAAAAGUAUACCCUACGUACAAAACGAUUUCCAGAAAAUUGAAUGGAUUAAAUCCAAAUGAAUUAUACUCAGUCGGUUACAUUAUACAGAAUCUAGUCCUGACCUAUACGAAAGCUCUAACGGGAAAAAUAUAUUUAAUCACCUAGUAAAAAUGUGCCAUUUGUUAACCCUCAGUUGUGAGCCAUGAAUAAUCAGACACAUCGCUCCUAGCUGGGUUUUUUUUUUACAAAGGAACGUGUUAUAAAGGUUGAUAUAAAACCGCCGCCAGGUAAAAAUUAGCGUUCUGGUAACUUCAUUGUAAGGCCUGUUUGGGGUUUUGUUGAUGCAAAAUACAUGCAAUACGUCGGUAGGAUCUCAAACGUUACCUAUUUCAAUAUAUACAGAGGUCUGCAACACGUUUAAUCAUUGACACAGAGGAAUGGCCCUUUUCUCAAAUAGAAGAAGUUUCCCAUCAUGGAAGACCUUGUUUUCGGUUGGUGCCCUUGUUGCAAUAUUGUUGACAGCGGCGUAUUGGUACCGAACCUUCCAGGAGGUGACACGCGGCAAGAUUGUUGCAGAGGUGUCGAAACAGACCACGGUUGGCAAUAUCACUAUGGCUGAAUAUGCUUUGAAAUUAACCUGUGGCCAGGUCUGUGACUACAAUAUACAGAAGAGGGAAGGAGAUGCUUUUCUGAAAAAGGAAUUUAACUGUCACUCUCUCCUCGUGAGAAUGAAGGUACCUCCUGGAAAAGUGUACGACCCUCCUCUACGAACACCACCACCGGGCCUCAUGUCCGCGUUUACUCAAAAUGGCGCACUACAGCUAAAGCAUUUCUACUUUAAGUAUGCCAAGAAGGCCUUCCAGACGAGUUUUAGUAGUAAAUUAAUGGCCAACAUGAUCGAUAUGGACAAACGCAAUGUGAUGUUGGGUUCCUAUGAGUAUAUGAGUGCAGGGUUCAAGCACGUUUUGAAGGCGUUUGAGAAUGAACUGAAAGGGAAACGCGUUACGGUUAUUGGGACUCAGGUACCAUGGGUAGAAGUCAUGCUCUUGAAUACCGGAGUGACCAAUGUGACCGCUGUUGAUUAUAAUGAAAUAAACAUAGAACAUCCGAGUAUCUCUUUUAAAUUGGUGACACAGUUGGCUGAGGAACAUAUCAAGAAGGAAAACAAGCAACUGGACGUUGUAGUAUCUUUUUCCUCCAUUGAACACGCCGGGCUGGGGCGUUAUGGCGACCCUCUUAACCCAUACGGCGAUCUCGAAGCUGCGGCACAAGUAUGGUGCAUGCUGAUACCCGGCGGACUAUUUUUCCUCGGAGUUCCUGCCGAGUGCGGGAAGGAGAAAGGAACGCUGGUUUUUAAUGGCCAUCGCAUAUACGGUGAAGCUAGGCUACAGCAUCUGACGGCUAACUUCAUUCAGCUGCAGCGAAUAAUUGUUGGCGAUCACGCCAUUAUGGUUUUGAGGAAACCACUGGCAAAUUGAUAUUGGUUUAGAUUUCAUAAAUUGAUUG
This is a messenger RNA of Lingula anatina, 1594 nucleotides long. RefSeq lists its product as uncharacterized. The record is from RefSeq and is a predicted model, not a curated record. NCBI's taxonomy places the organism in Eukaryota, Metazoa, Brachiopoda, Lingulata, Lingulida, Lingulidae.